Molecule: messenger RNA, 1362 nt
Organism: Triticum dicoccoides
Lineage: Eukaryota; Viridiplantae; Streptophyta; Magnoliopsida; Poales; Poaceae
Product: aspartic proteinase nepenthesin-1-like
Exons: 1
Coding region: 1-1362 (453 amino acids)
Cellular component (GO): extracellular region
Source: RefSeq, a predicted model, not a curated record
AUGGCGGCUCCACUUGUUUUUCUUCUUCUCCUUCCAAUGGUUCCCGCGCACGUUGUCAAGGAGAUCCGUAGUAGAAUCAACAACAAGUCCACCAAAGAUUACAUGGAACAGAGGGUGGGCCUACCGGACGUGGGCCAGCGGGGCAAGGAGGGCCAGCAGACGGGCAGCGGGGCGGCGGACAUCUACGGCACCUUCAUCGUCGACCUCUCCUUGGGGACCUCGCCACAGACUCUCCCCUUGGUCAUGGACAUCACCAGCGACCUCGUCUGGGUGCAGUGCAAACCCUGCCCCUCGUGCAAGACACUCACACCGCCGACGACGCCCGUGUUCUUAGCCGACUCCUCCAAAUCCUUUGGCGACGUCGGCUGCGCCAACCAGACUUGCCGGAUUAUGAGGGACACUGACUGCCCGCGAACCGACGACCUCUGCAUGUACAAAACGAGCUAUAUGUCCGGCUUGCUCGCCACCGAGACAUUCAGCUUCGGGACCACGCAGGUUCCGGGCAUGGCGUUUGGUUGCACCUGGUCCGUCACCAGUGACAUCACUGUGCGGAACCUUGACGGCGCCUCGGGCUUCGCCGGCUUCAGCAGGGGCCCCCUCUCCCUCGUGUCGCAGCUCAACAUCUCCAGCUUCACCUAUUUUAUCGCUCCUCACGAUGUGGCCCCACCCGGCAAGAGCUUCGUCGGCUGGAGCUGGGGUGGCGCCAACAUCGACGGUGAUGGCGUCGGGGUGCAGACGACGAUUACACGGAACAGCAGCACACCCCUGCUGGCGGCCACAAAGAACCAAGCCCCUUACUUGUACUACGUCAAUCUCACGGGCAUGCAGGUGGACGGCGAGCUCCUCACCGCCAUCCCGGCGGGGAGCUUCGACAGUCACGGUGGGGUGUCGUUGAGCACCACUCUUCCCUACACCUACCUCCCCGAGGCCGCUUACAGGGUCCUGAGGCGGGAGCUCGUGAGUAGGAUCCAGGCGGAGGGCGUGGCUCCGAUGAACGCCUCGGUAGAAGGAGGGGCAGGCGACCUCGACCGCCUGUGCUUCCUCACGCAUCAGUUUGCCAACGUCAGGGUUCCAAUACUCGCGCUUAUGUUCGAUGGCGCCCACACAGCCAUGGGGCUCAAGGUGGAGAACUACUUCUUCGCCCAGAACGCCGGGCGGACGUGCCUCACAAUACUGCCAUCGGCCGACGGGCCGGUCCUGGGCAACCUGCUGCAGGCAGGCAGGAAGAUGACCUACGAGAUCCACGGCGAUGGGGGUGGCGUGUUGACGUUUGAGACGUUCGACACGGCAGAGGGCGCGCCCGCCCCGACAAAGGUGCCGCUCAUGAUAAUGGCCACUCUUCUUCUCGCGAUGCUCCUCUAG